AUGACUGUGGGUCUCCAAAAGGAUGCUACUGCCGGAUGUCAGAAUGCAAAGGGUUUCUCCCCAUCAAUUGGUGGAGAUGGCAUUUCACGUUACCGCACAGAUUUCCAUGAAGUAGAGCAAAUUGGCAGUGGAAAUUUUAGCCAUGUUUUCAAAGCGUUAAAGCGAAUAGACGGUUGUCUUUAUGCUGUGAAGCAUAGUAUAAAGCAAUUCCAUAAUGACAUGGAAAGGAAGUAUGCAUUGAGGGAAGUUCAAGCUCUAGCAGCCUUAGGUUAUCAUGCUAAUAUUGUUGGAUAUCAUACUUCUUGGUUUGAAAAUGACAAACUUUAUAUUCAAAUGGAACUUUGUGACCAUAGCCUAUCGAAAGGCCACAUACCGACGAGUGGAGAUGUACUCGAAGUUUUAUAUCAGAUUGAUCACGUAAUUAUGAUGGAAACGCAGUUGUAUAAGUUGCAUAAUCUGUUAAUCAAUAGUUUUCUAUCACGAUAUUUUGGUGAUGAAAUAAAGAUAUUUUUCUCUGUUCUUUGUGAUAACUGA
Dendrobium catenatum is the source of this 534-nucleotide messenger RNA. RefSeq names its product wee1-like protein kinase. The transcript has 6 exons. The record is from RefSeq and is a predicted model, not a curated record. Gene Ontology annotation, biological process: protein phosphorylation. Gene Ontology annotation, molecular function: ATP binding; protein kinase activity. Bases 1 to 534 code for a protein of 177 amino acids. NCBI's taxonomy places the organism in Eukaryota, Viridiplantae, Streptophyta, Magnoliopsida, Asparagales, Orchidaceae.